Molecule: messenger RNA, 2449 nt
Organism: Ictalurus furcatus (blue catfish)
Lineage: Eukaryota; Metazoa; Chordata; Actinopteri; Siluriformes; Ictaluridae
Gene: barhl1a
Product: BarH-like homeobox 1a
Exons: 3
Coding region: 1222-2127 (301 amino acids)
Biological process (GO): regulation of transcription by RNA polymerase II
Cellular component (GO): nucleus
Molecular function (GO): RNA polymerase II transcription regulatory region sequence-specific DNA binding; DNA-binding transcription factor activity, RNA polymerase II-specific
Source: RefSeq, a predicted model, not a curated record
AGGGGUCAUAGCUUUUCCUAAAUGAUUCAAAUUAUUCUAAGAAUUUUGUAUAAAAUCAUGAUUCAUUUUGCUAGUGUAUAUUUUUUUAACACUUCUUAGCCUACUUUUAUAUUUAAUAACUGGGAAUAAAUUACCCAGCUCACUAAUAUGACAGGAAAUUAGGAAAUUCUUAAUGUUUUUCCAUGGAAUAAUGCAUAUUUUUCCCCUUUUCUUUCUUUUUUCUUUUAUUAUUAUUAUUAUUUUUUUACACUUUGGCCAGAGCUUGGUGGGAGAGGGGGGCAAGGUCAGAGUUUUUUUUUUUUCAAUACCUACUUACAGUUUUCAUUUCAUAAUCAGUGAAUAUGUAGUGAUGGAAUCAAUGUUUAAGUAAUAAAUGGUACAGUACGCUGUUUAAAAUGGGCUUGAAGUCCCUUAUUGCUGAUUUAUAUAUAUAUAUAUUUACUAGUUUAAUUACUUUGGCCGUGUCAUUUUAAAGAAGUGUCUUUAUUUUACUUUCAAUUAAGGGUCAGUCCUUUACAAAGCUUACGAAAAUUCGCACCGUGUGUGUGUGUAUGUGUGUGUGUGUGUUUCUCUUAAGGAGAAAACUACCCCUCCCUCAACAUGUAUAUUAUCAGUUACCCCACACCCACCCCAAAAAGAGAACAGCCAAUCGGGACGUGGCGCUCCGGACACGCGCGUAACGGACACCGUUAAACUCAUCCUUCUCUUCUACCAUUGGCUGUUCUCUUUAAGAAAGGAUGUCACCGGAGGUCCUGAGAGAUCGCUGCCUCUUCCUUUGCGCUAUUACACCGGUUGAACUUCCCUCGCUACACGACUUGCAUGGCACUUUUGUCCUGACAUAUCGACGGUUUCGGGGAUUUGGUUCGGUCGCUUUAAGGCAUCACGACCUGGGUACCUGUCCGUGGUGCUGAAAGCAUCAUGCUGUUCCGGUUCGGGCUCGCGCAGCUCGGUUUGUGGAACUGCGCCUGAGUUUUACUCAUAAACAGCACUUCCGUUACCGGAUCUGAACAGUUUAGGAGAAAGUCGGUAACCUUGUAUUUAUUGGGAUUUGGGAAAGUCAUUUUUAUUUGAAAGAUUUCUCAAGAAGAGGAUAAAUCCAUCCAGCUCAAUUCCUCGAUUAAAGCUCGAUCCAGACGCAGGACACUUUUACCCGUCACCUGAUGCACAGAUGCUCGUGUGAAAGCGCUGUUUUGUUUCUCUCAUCGCUGUAUUUACUGUACAAUGGAAGUGCCAACAAACGGCUCAAGUUUUGGGAUCGACUCUUUGCUCUCACACAGACCAGCGAGUCCGCGCGUCUCCACAGCCGCAGCGCGCGCUUUAACGGAAGACUGUCGCUCUCCGGCUUCUAGCCCGCGCUCAGAGCUGGACAGUGACUGCUCGUCUCCACCGUCCCCGAGGCGAGAGUCUGACCCCGGGUCUCCGUUAGUAAUGUCGCAGCCGAGAACAGUGACGUCCUCUUUUUUAAUCCGGGACAUUCUGGCCGACUGCAGGCCGCUCGCCGCGUGCGCGCCGUACACCAACAGCGGAAACUCAGCGCGCGAGACGGAGGACUACACUGACAGACUGCACAGCAACUCAUCAUCUGAUAGCGAAUACCGGGCCAAAGAUGAGCCGGAACGGGAAAUCUCCAGCAGCAGAGAGAGUCCGUCCUCCCGGCUGAAGAAGCCCCGCAAAGCACGCACGGCCUUCACCGAUCACCAGCUCGCGCAGCUCGAGCGCAGCUUUGAGCGCCAGAAGUACCUGAGUGUGCAGGACCGCAUGGAGCUCGCGGCCUCUCUCAACCUCACCGACACGCAGGUCAAGACCUGGUACCAGAACCGCAGAACAAAGUGGAAGCGACAGACAGCAGUUGGUUUGGAGCUCCUUGCCGAAGCAGGAAACUACUCUGCUCUUCAGAGAAUGUUCCCGUCGCCAUAUUUUUACCCACAGAGCCUGGUGUCCAGUUUGGACCCUGCAGCAGGACUGUAUUUAUACAGAGGACCCACCGCGACACCUCCGGCUCUCCAGAGGCCGCUCGUACCCAGAGUUCUGCUGCAGGGUGGAGCUGAACCCCAGCUGUCCCCGCAUCUGUCCACGCACAUGUCCCCGCUCUCUGCCGCGUUACCGAGACCCACACCACAACGGUGAACGGCUCAGGAUCCUCAGCAAGGACAAAGUGAGCCGCGCUUUACAGCUGGACAACAGCAGGACGCGUAAUGGCGGACGUGCAGAAGAAUAUGCGUUAUGCGCGUUUCUUGAAAAUAAUCCACGGGACAAACUUGCUUGCAAAGUUUGUAUAAAGUUCUAGCAGAGGUGAAAUGAAGCCUUCUGAUUGGCUGCUGAAGCCGCGCGCCGCUCCUGAACACACUCACGCGGCUGUAACGGCGGAACUUAAGGUCCGACAAACCAAAAAUGUCAGAUUGCAGCUGCGUGAUUACCAGGAACUGCCAGCCAAAUAAUUUAAAAUAAU